Molecule: messenger RNA, 3252 nt
Organism: Clarias gariepinus (North African catfish)
Lineage: Eukaryota; Metazoa; Chordata; Actinopteri; Siluriformes; Clariidae
Gene: copb2
Product: COPI coat complex subunit beta 2
Exons: 22
Coding region: 116-2923 (935 amino acids)
Biological process (GO): intracellular protein transport; intra-Golgi vesicle-mediated transport; retrograde vesicle-mediated transport, Golgi to endoplasmic reticulum
Cellular component (GO): COPI vesicle coat
Molecular function (GO): structural molecule activity; protein binding
Source: RefSeq, a predicted model, not a curated record
UCAGGAAGUUCCACGUCAGAUUUUGCAGUGUAGAGGAAAGAGAAAAAACCCUGCAGUGCCGGAGCUUCAGCGUCGCUAAUUUAUUAUAAGAGACAAGCGGAGCUAAAGCAGAGACAUGCCUCUCAGGCUGGACAUCAAGCGCAAGCUCACCGCUCGGUCAGACCGCGUCAAAAGCGUCGACCUCCAUCCCACCGAGCCAUGGAUGCUGGCCAGUCUUUACAACGGCAGCGUGUGCGUCUGGAACCACGAAACACAAACUCUGGUGAAGACGUUUGAAGUGUGUGAUCUGCCAGUGAGAGCGUCAAAGUUUGUCGCAAGGAAGAACUGGGUCAUAACUGGAGCAGACGACAUGCAGAUUCGUGUUUUCAACUACAACACAUUAGAGCGAGUACACAUGUUCGAGGCCCAUUCGGAUUACAUCCGCUGCAUUGCCGUGCACCCGACUCAGCCCUACAUCCUUACUAGCAGUGAUGAUAUGUUAAUUAAGCUGUGGGACUGGGAGAAGAAGUGGUCGUGCAGUCAGGUGUUCGAGGGCCACACGCACUACGUCAUGCAGAUUGUGAUCAACCCCAAAGACAACAACCAGUUCGCGAGCGCGUCACUGGACAGAACCAUUAAGGUGUGGCAGCUGGGCUCUUCGUCCCCCAACUUCACUCUGGAGGGCCACGAGAAGGGAGUGAACUGCAUCGAUUAUUACAGCGGUGGAGAUAAGCCGUAUCUCAUUUCAGGAGCUGAUGACAGGCUGGUAAAGAUCUGGGACUACCAGAAUAAGACGUGCGUGCAGACCCUGGAGGGUCACGCCCAGAACGUGUCAUGCGUCAGUUUCCAUCCCGAGCUGCCGAUCAUCGUGACGGGAUCUGAAGACGGCACGGUGCGCAUCUGGCACUCCAGCACCUACCGACUGGAGAGCACGCUGAACUACGGCAUGGAGCGGGUGUGGUGCGUGUGCGGCCUGCGCGGUUCCAAUAACGUCGCGCUUGGUUACGACGAAGGCAGCAUCAUCAUUAAGCUUGGUCGUGAGGAGCCUGCCAUGUCCAUGGACACCAACGGGAAGAUUAUCUGGGCCAAGCAUUCAGAGGUACAACAGGCCAACCUGAAAGCCAUGGGCGAUACAGAGAUUAAAGACGGAGAGAGGCUGCCUCUAGCCGUCAAAGACAUGGGCAGCUGUGAGAUCUACCCCCAGACCAUUCAGCAUAACCCCAACGGGAGGUUUGUGGUGGUCUGCGGAGAUGGAGAGUACAUCAUCUACACAGCCAUGGCUCUGAGGAACAAGAGCUUCGGCUCGGCUCAGGAGUUCGUUUGGGCUCAUGAUUCUUCAGAGUAUGCGAUCAGAGAAACCAGCAGCGUGGUGAAAAUCUUUAAGAAUUUUAAGGAGAAGAAGUCCUUCAAGCCUGACUUUGGAGCAGAAGGUAUCUACGGUGGAUUCCUGCUGGGCGUCAGGUCCGUUAACGGCUUAGCAUUCUACGACUGGGAGAACACCGAGCUGAUUCGGCGCAUCGAGAUCCAGCCCAAGCACAUCUUCUGGUCAGAUUCUGGAGAGCUGGUGUGCAUCGCGACAGAGGAGUCGUUCUUCAUCUUGCGCUACCUGGCGGACAAAGUGGCCGCAUCGCAAGAGUCCAACGAGGGGGUUACCGAGGACGGAAUCGAGGAUGCUUUUGAGGUCCAGGGUGAGAUUCAGGAGAUUGUCAAGACAGGUCUGUGGGUGGGAGACUGCUUCAUCUACACCAGCUCUGUCAACCGACUCAACUACUUUGUUGGAGGAGAGAUCGUCACCAUUGCUCAUCUGGAUAGGACGAUGUACCUGCUGGGCUACAUUCCCAAAGACGAUCGACUGUACCUGGGAGACAAGGAGCUGAACAUCGUCAGUUACUCGCUGCUGGUUUCGGUGUUGGAGUAUCAGACCGCCGUCAUGCGACGCGACUUCUCCAUGGCUGACAAAGUGCUCCCGACCAUUCCAAAGGAGCAGAGGACCAGGGUGGCACACUUCCUGGAGAAACAGGGUUUUAAACAGCAAGCGCUGGCCGUGUCCACUGACCCAGAGCACAGGUUCGAGCUUGCUUUGCAACUCGGGGAACUGAAGAUUGGCUACCAGCUUGCAGUAGAAGCAGAAUCUGAGCAAAAGUGGAAGCAGCUGGCAGAGCUGGCUAUCAGUAAGUGCCAGUUUGCCUUGGCACAAGAGUGCCUCCAUCAUGCCCAGGACUAUGGAGGCCUGCUGCUGUUGGCUACAGCCUCUGGCAAUGCUGCUAUGGUGAGCAAACUGGCAGAGGGCGCUGAACGUGACGGCAAGAACAACGUCGCCUUUAUGACCUACUUCUUGCAGGGGAAGUUGGACCAGUGUCUAGAACUUCUGAUCAGGACCAAUCGCCUGCCUGAGGCCGCCUUCCUCGCUCGCACCUACCUGCCCAGUCAAGUGUCCAGAGUCGUCAAGCUGUGGAGAGAGAGUCUGUCGAAAGUAAACCAGAAGGCGGCAGAGUCACUGGCCGACCCCACAGAAUACGAGAAUUUGUUCCCUGGGCUGAAGGAGGCGUUCGUGGCUGAGCAGUACCUCAGAGAGACCUGCCUGGGCAAGAGCAGACCUGCCACCGACUACCCACUGGUCACGCCCAAUGAAGAACGGAACAUUCUAGAAGAAGCCAGCGGCUAUGAACCCAAGGGCGUUAUUCCCACCCAUACACAGCAGACUUCUGAGACUGAGAAGGCUACAGAAGAAGCAGAAGUAUCUCCAGUCAUGGCUAAUCCAGUACCUGCUCCAGUAGUUAGUGUGGCUCCUCCACAGCCUGAACCUUCUAAGAAACAAGAGGAAGAAAUAAAAAACUUUAGAGAUAAGACUCUCGAGGAACUGGAGGACGACCUGGACAACCUGGAGCUGGACGACAUAGACACUACAGACGUCAACCUCGACGACGACUUCCUAGACGACUGAUCACAUCCCAGAGACGUCAAGUUUUAUUUAAAAGACCAAGCCUUUUUGUAUCUGUUGUUCUGUCAUUAAUCAGAAAGUCUCCCUGAAGUCAGGAUGUGGAGGGGUAAUGUGGACUGAGCAGAAUAUCUUUUGACGACAUGCUGGGUUUGGGGGGAAAAAAAAUGUUGUCAAGUCUGAAUUUUGUAUUUCAUGCAGGAUCUGAUUCCUUCUUCUCUCCCUUUUUUUUUUUUUUUUGCCAUUACAUUAAACUGUAAAUUUCGAGUCAUAUCUGAAAGUGUGAAUCCGCCUGAUUCAAGUGCUCAAUAAAUAUAUAUUCAAUAAUCUAAAAA